AUGCUGACAAACCCAAACGCCACCGCUCUUUACGGUCAUUUUAGCGCGCUAAUCGUCGGCCGGCGCUACUACUCAUCCAAUGCCGCAAUAGGAGAAACCGUGGAUCUUGUGAGAGAGCCUCACAAUCAGCACGACAGCAACGCUAUCGCAGUGUGCAGCCGCGAUGGCGGCAAGCUGGGCCAUCUGCCUCGCUGGCUGGCAGGUGUGCUGGCACCAUGCAUGGACAGAUCGGGCUGCACUCUUUUUGGCGUGGUGUCUGGAAUGGGCAGUGCAUACGCUACGCCAGUCGAGGUUAAUAUUUUUGCGAGGCCAGACGCAGCAGCGCUGAUGUACGAUAUGCUAGGCAACUAUUGGCACAUGUGGCAGCUAGAAGCGCCGGCUGUCGACCAGGAAAACAAUGAUGUUGACAGCAUUUUUGACGACCUUGACGAUCUGUUUGCCGACAAUAGCACCGGCUCGUACAUUCAGUCACCCGAUGCCGAUGCAGAUUCUAAGCUAUUUGAUGUGGUUGAUUCGGAUAGUAUCAGCGAUCCUGUGGCUCGUGUUCUGGUGGUAAGCACUGCAAGCGGAAUUGGCGACUGGGUCAGCUAUAUCAAGCACAUGGAUGCCGAUAUAAAGUGGGUAAUAUAUACGCGCGGCGGAGCAGUAACUGCGGGCACUAUUGCGCAAUUCCAGGCGGUGUUUGUACAACAUAAAGAUGUGGCUCAUCUGCUUGAUCAAACACGGCCGGUACACUGGGCAACAAUUGCAAUCGACCAGACAGCCAUUGACGACGAGGUGGCGACAAUUGACCCCAAGUUUGGCGCCCUGCUGAGCCUGCAUGCGCUGACGGUACUGUACAUCUAA
Kickxella alabastrina is the source of this 846-nucleotide messenger RNA. RefSeq lists its product as uncharacterized. NCBI's taxonomy places the organism in Eukaryota, Fungi, Kickxellomycota, Kickxellomycetes, Kickxellales, Kickxellaceae. The coding region runs from base 1 to 846 and encodes 281 amino acids. The record is from RefSeq and is a predicted model, not a curated record. The transcript has a single exon. Gene Ontology annotation, molecular function: hydrolase activity, acting on acid anhydrides, in phosphorus-containing anhydrides; nucleic acid binding; zinc ion binding.